Messenger RNA from Tripterygium wilfordii, 2236 nucleotides. Its product is annotated as protein NRT1/ PTR FAMILY 6.2-like. The coding region runs from base 287 to 2035 and encodes 582 amino acids. Gene Ontology annotation, molecular function: transmembrane transporter activity. The transcript has 6 exons. Gene Ontology annotation, cellular component: membrane. The record is from RefSeq and is a predicted model, not a curated record. Gene Ontology annotation, biological process: oligopeptide transport; transmembrane transport. NCBI's taxonomy places the organism in Eukaryota, Viridiplantae, Streptophyta, Magnoliopsida, Celastrales, Celastraceae.
AUGUUCCAGAUUCUAUUUUCCUUAGUUUUGCCCUCCAAUGAUCUUUGUCUCCUUAAAUUUGCAAAAAUUAUAUUGAAAUUUGAAGAAGAGAAACUAUAAAACGAUGUAUCCUUCACAACUUUCCUAUACUACAGUCUUAUAAACCUGAUCCCUCGCAAUGCCAUAACAAAGAGAGAAGUAUCAUAGUGAAGGUGACUGUAAGAUGAUUAGGUGAACUGAGACUGCCUAGUAGUAACUUGAACAUUCUAGCUUCUGUUCUAGCUCGAUUGAAGUAAACUUUGAAAACAUGGAAGAGAAGAUGAGUUGGUCUGCUGUUGAUGCUGUAGACUACAAGGGAUUCCCUGCUGACAAGUCUAAAACUGGUGGUUGGGUACCUGCUGCUCUGAGCCUAGGGAUUGAAAUAUGCGAGAGGCUCUCAACAAUGGGAAUAGCAGUUAACCUCGUGACAUAUUUGGGUGGAACGAUGCAUUUGCCCAGUGCAACUUCUGCCAAUAUUGUGACUAAUUUCAUGGGUACAGCUUUUCUGCUCUGUUUACUGGGCGGAUUCCUUGCUGAUUCUUUCUUAGGAAGAUAUAAGACAAUUGCAAUCUUUGCUGUCAUCCAAACUCUUGGAACCAGCAUGUUAGCGAUAUCAUCUAAACUUCCUCAGCUGCGUCCACCUCCGUGCCAUGGCCGUGAAGAUGCUACCUGCAAACAAGCAAGUGGAUUCCAAAAGGGAGUCCUUUUUCUGUCAUUGUAUUUGAUUGCACUCGGAACUGGUGGCCUAAAAUCAAGUGUGUCAGGAUUUGGAACUGACCAGUUUGACGAGAAAGACGAGAAGGAAAAUACCCAAAUGGCCUACUUCUUCAAUAGGUUCUUCUUCAUAAUUAGCACAGGGACUUUGAUGGCAGUCACAGUGCUUGUUUACAUUCAAGAUGAAGUGGGUCGAAGCUGGGGAUAUGGGAUUUGUUCCAUUUCAAUGUUUGUUGCUAUUUUGAUAUUCUUAUCUGGAACCAAGAGAUACAGGUACAAAAAGUGUUUGGGAAGUCCUAUCGUCCAUAUUUCCCAAGUUGUCAUGGCAGCUAGAAGAAAGAGGCAUCAUCAAGUGCCUUCUGAUAUCACCUUAUUAUAUGAGAGUUACCCUGAGGAAUUGAGAAUCCGUCACACAGAUCAUUUACAUUUCUUGGACAAAGCCUCUGUUAUCGCGGAAGGAGAUUAUGGAAAUGAUGGAUCUUUAGCUCCAAACCCUUGGGAACUAUGUGAGGUCACAAGGGUAGAGGAAGUGAAAAUGAUGGUCAGACUGAUUCCCAUUUGGGCAACAACAAUUAUCUUUUGGACAACAUAUGCACAGAUGAUCACUUUCUCAGUGGAACAAGCAUCAACUAUGAAGAGAUGGAUCGGAGGCUUCCAAAUCCCCGCUGGCUCACUUACUGUCUUCUUUGUAGGAGCCAUAUUGAUCACUUUGGCAGUUUACGACCGCCUGAUAAUGCCACUUUGGAAAACCUGGAAAGGGAAACCCGGCUUCACCAACUUACAAAGAAUAACCAUAGGUCUCUUCCUAUCCACAGUUGGAAUGGCAGCUGCAGCACUCGCUGAGGUGAAACGUCUAUCAGUGGCGAAAUCAGCUGGUCAGACCACGAAAGUUCUGCCAAUAAGCGUCUUCCUACUGAUCCCACAAUUUUUCCUUGUGGGCAGUGGGGAAGCAUUCAUAUACACAGGCCAGCUAGAUUUCUUCAUUACUCAGUCACCGAAAGGGAUGAAAACAAUGAGCACAGGCAUCUUCCUUACAACUCUUUCACUUGGAUUCUUCUUUAGUAGCUUGUUGGUUUCCAUCGUGGAGAGCGUUACUGGAAUUAGAGGUAGACAAGGCUGGGUAGGUGAGAACAUCAACAAAGGGAGACUUGAUUGCUUCUAUGGACUUCUAGCUAUAUUAAGCUUCAUUAACUUCGGAUUAUUCCUUGUUAGCGCCAUGUGGUACAGGCGUAGAGCAUAUAAGCAUGUUUCGGAGAUGGAAAUUGUGGGGAAGAAGAGCCCCUCGGCUGUCGAGAAGUGCUAGUUUUGAGUCAUAAGAUCACUUACCAGUUUAUGUGUGUCAUUUCUUUUUUGUACCUGUGAGUUUUUGCUUAUUAUUGGAAUUGGAUAAGGUAAUUACACUUUGAAAAAGCACAAGAUUGUAAGAUCAUAAAUGAUUGUUGUAUAUAUGUUGAUGCUAUGAUGUUCAGAAAAGAUUUACAUACCCUUUUGUUCUUAGAGAUUA